AUGCCGGUCCGUGACGUAGGUGGGAAUCAGCGGAGGUUACGGAGGCUCCCGUGGCGAGGCGGAGGUGCGUGCGGCGGACUCCCGCGGAUUUCGCGCCAGUUACCGACCCGAGUUCCCACGUGCCGGCCGUGCCACUCGCGGUUCCUCAAUCCUCGCGUGUUUCGCCGAAAUCCCCCGACCGACCCGUAUCCCAGUGCUAGCCGUGAUGUGAAUCCUCCUGGAGUACUAUUUUGUGUUAUAAGUGUUGUUUUCAGCCAUCUCACGCCUUCCGGUCUAAUUACAGAGACGUCGGGAAGCAGAGUGGGGGAAAAAUCGUGGCAUCGCGCUGAAGGAGUGAAUGACGAAACUUCCGAAAUAAAAGCCGGCCGAGGCAAUGAUUACCGUAUCGAAGCGCGUAUGAAGAAGGAUACAUUCUCCUUCGGACGUAGUCGACUUACCGUAUUACCGUAAUUUACGGAUAAAGUACAGAUAUCUCUCUAUCCUUUAGACGACUAAGUGUAUUGACACAGGCUUUGCGAUUGCCACAAAACUACCAUCAUCGCAUCAACCUGAGUGAAUAGCAUGCGGAUACUGCUCAUCAUCUGAAAUUUCCGCAAACGAAUACAGUUGAGAAUUUGUCGUUGAUUUUCAAUUAUUCGUAGAGUCAAAUAGAGUAAAUUCCUAAUUCUCUGUACUUUUGUGAGAAUUCUUUAAACUUCAUGCUAUUUAAAGACAUGGAUUUACAGAAUACGUUCUUGAAACUGAAGUUGUUCUCUAAAAAUAACCACCAUCAGAAUGUUGUUUGCCAACACGCUGGUUGAUACACAAGAGUUAUCAAAUUCAUUAAGAAAUCCAAAGUAUACAUUUUUGAAUAAAUCAAAUUGAAUGAUCAAUAAUCACUGAAUAUAAGUUCACUUCGGUAAAAUUAUGGAGGUAUCAUCGAUUUCACGCCAUCUUGCGGGACUCUCUACAUCUUUAGUUGAAAAUUCUAGUCCCGGCAAACGGACUAAUACUCAAAGAUGAUUGCUACGAUAUAAAACCAGAUCUGAAAGUUUCAGGGUCACAAUUUAUCAAUCGAAUCGUGCAAAAUUUAAACCAUUUUGCAUCGAAAGUUAAGAAUACCAGCGGACAACAUCUAAUACGUCGAACUUUAGAUUCUGAGUCAGCAAUAAAAAUGACCGAAUGAUAUUCGUAAAAUUCGAAUUGAAUUAUUUAGACUAAAUCUAGUGAUGAUCAGAUGAUUAAACACCAUCCCAAGCAUACAUUUACAGGACAAAUAAGAACAAGAUCCCUUACGCUCUAAAAAUCAGCAGGAAACGCAUUCUAAAUUUACCAAAGAAGUUUGAAAUAAUCAGUGAAGCUAUUUUGUGAAUAAAUAUCAAAGGAAACUGACAUUCUCGCUCUAUACUUAAGAGUUACCUAAUCGUCGUUGCGGAUAAAGCCCGUGAGCUAGGAAUAAAGAAACUAUCAGCGACAUGAUCCAACAGAUGGUCUAAAAAAUAUCAUUCGACUUGAAGCUCCUUCCAGUGAGCAGAAAUACUAUUCCUCACACCAUAUUUCAACUGGAAACACUUUGAAUGAACGAGU
This is a messenger RNA of Bemisia tabaci, 1566 nucleotides long. The record is from RefSeq and is a predicted model, not a curated record. NCBI's taxonomy places the organism in Eukaryota, Metazoa, Arthropoda, Insecta, Hemiptera, Aleyrodidae.